AUGGCUUCCUCCGCUCCUUCUGCUUCUCUCAUCUCCUCAAACCCUAACAUUCUCUUCUCUCCCAAAUUCCCUUCUUCUUCUUCCUUUUCUUCCCUCUCCUUCCCCAAUUCCUCCAAUUCCAUUUUCAAACCUUUACGCACUUCUCUUAAUCCCUCAUCUCCCGCUCUCAAACCCCUCGUUGCCAGGGCUUCGAGUGAACUUCCAUUAGUUGGGAACACAGCACCGGAUUUUGAAGCAGAGGCUGUUUUUGAUCAAGAGUUCAUCAAGGUCAAACUAUCUGAAUAUAUUGGGAAAAAAUAUGUUAUCCUCUUUUUCUACCCAUUGGAUUUCACAUUCGUUUGCCCGACAGAAAUCACCGCCUUCAGUGACCGGCAUGCAGAGUUUGAGGAACUAAACACAGAGAUUUUGGGUGUUUCAGUUGACAGUGUGUUUUCACACCUUGCAUGGGUUCAAACUGAUAGAAAGUCGGGUGGUCUUGGCGACUUGAAGUAUCCUUUGAUUUCUGAUGUCACCAAAUCCAUCUCGAAAUCUUAUGGUGUUCUCAUUCCCGAUCAGGGGAUUGCAUUGAGAGGAUUGUUCAUUAUUGACAAGGAAGGGGUUAUUCAGCAUUCUACCAUUAACAACCUGGCCAUUGGUAGAAGUGUUGAUGAGACAAAGAGAACACUCCAGGCCUUGCAGUAUGUGCAGGAGAACCCAGAUGAAGUUUGCCCAGCUGGGUGGAAGCCUGGUGAGAAGUCCAUGAAACCAGACCCUAAACUUAGCAAAGAGUACUUCUCUGCUAUUUAG
Molecule: messenger RNA, 786 nt
Organism: Vigna radiata var. radiata (mung bean)
Lineage: Eukaryota; Viridiplantae; Streptophyta; Magnoliopsida; Fabales; Fabaceae
Product: 2-Cys peroxiredoxin BAS1, chloroplastic-like
Exons: 7
Coding region: 1-786 (261 amino acids)
Biological process (GO): response to oxidative stress; hydrogen peroxide catabolic process; cell redox homeostasis
Molecular function (GO): thioredoxin peroxidase activity
Source: RefSeq